Malassezia pachydermatis is the source of this 1569-nucleotide messenger RNA. Its product is annotated as b-type cyclin 2. Bases 1 to 1569 code for a protein of 522 amino acids. Gene Ontology annotation, biological process: regulation of cyclin-dependent protein serine/threonine kinase activity; G2/M transition of mitotic cell cycle. NCBI's taxonomy places the organism in Eukaryota, Fungi, Basidiomycota, Malasseziomycetes, Malasseziales, Malasseziaceae. The record is from RefSeq and is a predicted model, not a curated record. The transcript is spliced from 2 exons. Gene Ontology annotation, cellular component: nucleus; cytoplasm; centrosome. Gene Ontology annotation, molecular function: cyclin-dependent protein serine/threonine kinase regulator activity.
AUGCUGAAACCGCCUAUGAAGCCACAGUCUGCACAACGCAUUCCUCGCACAGCCCUUGUCGAUGUGAGCAACCGCGAUCAGCUUGCACAGCCUGCUCCAAACGUUGCUCUUCCUGACGCGUACAGCAAACCAGCGGCCACCAUGCCUGCCUCGAUGCCCCCACCACCGCGGCGCUCGACUGCUGUGGUGGAGCUGGGACCGACGACGACCACCGCGGCGCAUGGCGUAACGUACUUGCCAGCUCGAUCGUCCUACAUGGCCGCUUCGUACACAGCUAGCAAGGAGAGCAAGACGCCUACCGAGCCUGCGAGUCGCAUGUCGCUGCCCCCACCCGUGGUCCCAGCGACGGCCUCGUCUACGGCACCUGCGCGAACUGAUUUGCCCACGGCACAGGAUGUAUCGAUGACGAUGGACACGUCUCAUCCUUCUGGCCUCACAGAUGUGACGCCAGACGACUUGCCUGUAUCUCAGUCCUCGGCCAGCUUGCGCUCAGAUGAUACCGAGGCGCUGGCGGAUAUCGAGCUUGAUCUCGACCCACAAGGCAUCGUGACGUUGACACUGGAAGAGGAGCUGGUGGAACAGCGUCGUGUGAUGGACAUCUGCGACAAGUACGAAAUGUCGGUCUUGGUCCCGCAAGCGCUCGCCGCGCAGGCGGUGCGUCAAUCGCUCGUCCGCCAAGGCCAAAUGGAUGCCCAAGCCGCCGCGCAUGACGACGAAAUGAUGCGUCUCGGCCUCGACACCGAAGAGGCGCGCGAUCUGUCCAUGGUGGCCGAGUACACGCAAGAAAUCUUUGACUAUAUGGCAUGCCUGGAACGUGAGUCUAUGGCGAACCCCAACUACAUGGACUUCCAGGACGAAAUUCAAUGGCAUAUGCGUGCUACGUUAAUUGAUUGGCUCCUGCAAGUGCACAUGCGUUACCACAUGCUCCCAGAAACGCUGUGGAUUGCUGUGAAUUUGGUGGACCGCUUCCUAAGCGCCCGCAUCGUGAGCCUUGCGAAGCUCCAGCUUGUAGGCGUUACCGCCAUGUUCAUCGCGGCCAAGUACGAAGAAAUUCUCGCCCCGAGUGUGGAGGAAUUUGUGUUUAUGACCGACGGCGGCUAUUCCCGCGAAGAGAUCUUAAAGGGCGAGCGGAUUGUUUUGUCGACGCUCGAGUUUAAUGUAUCCACGUACUGCUCGCCCUACUCAUGGGUUCGCCGGAUCUCCAAAGCCGACGAUUAUGAUAUCCAGACACGCACACUGUGCAAGUGUUUGAUGGAAGUAACGCUUUUGAAUCAUUUGUUCUUACGUAUCCGCCCCAGCAUGGUGGCAGCUAUUGGCAUGUAUGUAUCGAAACGCAUGCUGGGCGGCGUAUGGGACGAUGCUUUUGUGUAUUAUUCGCGCUUUACUGAGACGCAGCUUCUUCCUGGUGCCAAUAUCCUGCUGGAGAAGCUUAUGGAGCCUGGCUUUGAGGAGCAGUUUGUGUACAAAAAGUACGCCAGCAAAAAAUUCCUCAAGGCGAGUAUUUACGCACGAAACUGGGCGCUGCGUCACCGGACCUUGCACCCGGCGCCCUCGGACCCUGCCCUGUGA